Messenger RNA from Lingula anatina, 459 nucleotides. Its product is annotated as ALK tyrosine kinase receptor. Gene Ontology annotation, cellular component: plasma membrane; signaling receptor complex. The record is from RefSeq and is a predicted model, not a curated record. Lineage: Eukaryota; Metazoa; Brachiopoda; Lingulata; Lingulida; Lingulidae. Gene Ontology annotation, biological process: positive regulation of kinase activity; protein phosphorylation; cell surface receptor protein tyrosine kinase signaling pathway. Gene Ontology annotation, molecular function: transmembrane receptor protein tyrosine kinase activity; ATP binding; protein binding.
GUGGAAAUGAGGGACAACCCUGGUGCUGGUGGUGGUUGGAAAGAAACGUCACAACUUCUCCAGUCUGGAAACUCACUGCUAGAUGGCGCCACUGGAGGGUCUAACUGCCCCAGCAGUCUGUGGAGUAUUACUGGAGGAUUUGGUGGAGGGGGCGGAGCUUGCACAGCAGGGGGCGCAGGAGGGGGGUACACAGGUGGGAACACUAGUUUUACUAACAGUCCGUAUGAUAGCGGUUUUGGUGGAACCUCAUAUAUCAGCUCUCAGGGUAUAGAUAUUACUGAAGAAACUGGUUUGCAGUCCAACUUUGGAGACGGGUUUGUCCAGGUUUACCUGACUGAGGAGUGUACCUGUGGUUACGACUGCAAAGUAGAUGACCUCUCCUCUGACCUCUAUCACUGCUACUGCCCAGAUGACCACACCCUAGCACAGGACAACUCUACCUGUCUAGGUACCAUAUAG